Molecule: messenger RNA, 1548 nt
Organism: Apis cerana (Asiatic honeybee)
Lineage: Eukaryota; Metazoa; Arthropoda; Insecta; Hymenoptera; Apidae
Source: RefSeq, a predicted model, not a curated record
CUAUCCUUUCUAUAUUUAUUUCAUUUUGCGACAGUUUGAAGAUGGCGCUAAUAUUUCCCACAUUUUUAUCUUUGUUUUCUUUCACUAUUUCUUUUUUUGUUUAUACUUAUUUUUAAUACGUGAUCAUAGACGUUGUAUAUACUUUCAUUAUUUUUAUUUCAAAAUUACUAAGUGUCUCAAUUUUUAAUGUAAAAUCAAAUUACAAUUAUCUGUUUUAUAAUAAUUUAUAAAUAUAAAUAUAAUUGAAAUAAAUGUAAAUGUUAUAUUUUUUAUUUAUAAUUUAAUAUUGAAAUUUAAUUACAAUUACUAUUAUCUUAUUCCGAAUCGAAUUAAUAACAUUGAAAAAAUCUUGAUUUUCUUAAAAUAGAAGAAAAAAUAUUGAAUAUAUCUAUUUUUUUUUGCCUUGAUUAAAGAAUUCCUUUCAAUAAUUUACAUAAAAAAUAUAAAAGAAAGAAGAUAAAUUUAAAAAAAAAAUAUAAAUCUUUUUAAAGAUAAAAAUAUUAACAAAAUAAAAGUUUUUUUUCUUUAUCUAUCAUAAACACUAUGAAACUUACCAAUCACAUACAAGAAUAACAAUUAAAUUAUUAUAUCAACUAUUAUCUUCAACUAUUAUAAUUUGUGAUCAACUAAUAUGAUUAUAACAGUGUUAUAAAUAUAUACAAAAUGUCUAAAUAUGAAGAUUUAAUACAAGCUAUUGCAUGCUUGAGUAAAAAUAUAUAUAAUUUUCCAAUUGGAGCAGUCUCUAUAGAAGAUUUUAAACCAAUUGAAGAAAAAAUUAGAACUACUCGAGAGUCAUUGAAACAUUUAAAUGCCAAAUUAUUAUUACUUAAAGCACAGAAUGAAUACAAAAGAAAUGAAGAGUCGGAAGAUGAUACAGAAAAUAUAGUAACAAAUUUACAUGAAGCAACAGCAAAUUCUCUUAUAAAUAAUGCAGCAAUUAAAUUAUGUUUGCAUUCUUAUGGUAUACAAGCUAUUCUAACAGGUGAAGAAGGUGAUCAUGAUAUGCAAAAAAAAAUUUAUGCAUGUAUGUGUAAACUUUUUGUUUUGAAUGAUAAUAUUUUGUCUAUAGAAAAAGAAAUAGAAAAUGCAUUAAAAAAGCAAUUGGAAUUAAAAAUUCAAUGUCGAAAUGCACUAUUUGAAUAUAAAGAUUUUUUAAAGGAACAAGAAGAAUUACGCAACAAAAGAUUAGAAGAAACAAAUCCUCAACAUGCAAUUAACAAAGAAAGAAUAAAUAAAACAAUAGAAAAAAUUAAUAUGAUGAAAAAAUUAAUCGUAAAUUUUAUUGCUGCCUCAAGUCAUAUGUUAAAUGAACCAUUUUAUGUACAAAUGCUAGAAGAUCAUAGAGAAUUAGUUAAUUUUGAAACAAUUUUAAAAAUUUCUCAAAAUUCAGAAAUUACAAAUGAAAAUAACUAAGUAUAUAAAAGAAAACAUUAUAAAUGACAUUCUAUUCUUUAUUACUUUUGUACUUUAACUUGUACUAUGUUUUUAAUGGAACAAUUUUAUGUAAAUUUUAAAUAAAAUAUAUUACGUAAUCUUUUGAAAUAAUAA